AUGGCUGUUCUCUAUCGUUUCCCUUUGGUCCUCCCGUCGGCCUCCGCAGCUGUUUACACUCCAGUUGUCAUUUGGCACGGCAUGGGCGACUCUUGUUGUGGAGGCAUCCUUGAUCUGGCGGCCCAGUUGCAAGAACGCUUGCCGGGCGUAUAUGUGUAUUCUGUCCGCAUUGGGGCGUCCGAAGACGAAGACAGGGACCACGGCUAUUUCGAUGUCAUCAGCCGCCAGGUGGAUGAAGUUUGUGAGCAACUCAAGAGCGACCCGCUCCUUUCGAGUGGCUUCAAUGCCAUCGGCUUCAGCCAGGGUGGCUUGUUGAUGCGAGCCUAUGUCGAGAAAUGCGAUGGCCCGGCAGUACGCAACCUCAUCACCAUGGGCUCGCCACAUGGUGGGAUCGCCCACUUUCCGGGAUGCAUGGGCAAGGAUACUGCCAAGUGCGAACUGGCUCGCUCGCUUCUGCUUCGGGGCGCCUACAUCCCCUGGAUCCAGAACCGGGUGGUCCAGGCGCAGUACUACAGGGACCCGCGCAACAUCAAGCUUUAUCUGGAGCGCAAUAUCUUCCUUCCCUACGUCAAUAAUGAGUUGAACCAAAACAAGCAGUACGCCGACCGUCUCAAGUCACUGCAUAACUUGGUGUUGGUCCGCUUCGAGCCCGACGACAUGGUUGUGCCCAGAGAUUCGGCUUGGUUUGCCAAUCUCGACAAGGACGGCGCUGUGGUUCCGCUUGAGCAGCAAGAUCUGUGGACCGAGGAUCGCCUUGGGCUCCGCUUCUUGAACGACAACGGUCGACUACAUUUCCUGACAGCACCUGGCCCACAUAUGAACGGCACUGCCGAUUACAUUCUGAAUGUGAUUCUCGAGCCAUUCUUGGACAACGAGCUCGCGAAGGACCCCGUGCUGGUGCUCCAGCAGUAG
Molecule: messenger RNA, 912 nt
Organism: Polychytrium aggregatum
Lineage: Eukaryota; Fungi; Chytridiomycota; Chytridiomycetes; Polychytriales
Product: palmitoyl-protein thioesterase-like protein 1
Exons: 10
Coding region: 1-912 (303 amino acids)
Cellular component (GO): lysosome
Molecular function (GO): thiolester hydrolase activity; palmitoyl hydrolase activity
Source: RefSeq, a predicted model, not a curated record